This is a messenger RNA of Megalopta genalis, 4323 nucleotides long. It is a transcript of the gene mib1, whose product is annotated as E3 ubiquitin-protein ligase mind bomb 1. Gene Ontology annotation, molecular function: ubiquitin-protein transferase activity; zinc ion binding; protein binding. Gene Ontology annotation, biological process: Notch signaling pathway; endocytosis; protein ubiquitination. The record is from RefSeq and is a predicted model, not a curated record. NCBI's taxonomy places the organism in Eukaryota, Metazoa, Arthropoda, Insecta, Hymenoptera, Halictidae. Gene Ontology annotation, cellular component: cytoplasm.
UUGACAUUAGUCUAAGAUGGCGGUAUUUUUCAGUGUUGGUGUGUAGUAGGGCUGUCGGAUCUUCGAGUUUUUUGCGUUUUGAAUAGAAAUUUCGGCGUGAAUGAAUUAUGGAAACUAGUGCGAGUACCGGUACUCGUACAACGCGGUUUAUGAUGGAGGGUGUCGGUGCCCGAGUCAUCCGUGGCCCUGAAUGGAAAUGGGGUAAACAGGAUGGUGGAGAAGGCCAUGUCGGAACUGUUAGGAACUUUGAGUCUCCAGAGGAAGUUGUUGUUGUAUGGGACAAUGGAACAGCAGCAAACUAUCGUUGUUCUGGUGCUUUUGACCUUAGAAUUCUGGACUCAGCUCCUACUGGUGUCAAACACGAUGGAACAAUGUGUGAUACGUGUAGACAACAACCAAUUUUUGGAAUUCGUUGGAAGUGUGCAGAGUGCGGCAACUAUGAUCUAUGCUCCAUGUGUUAUCAUGGAGACAAGCAUCACCUGAGACAUAGAUUCUAUCGCAUAGCAACUCCUGGCAGCGAAAGAGUAUUGCUGGAGCCUAGACGUAAAAGUAAAAAGAUUGCAAUUCGUGGGAUAUUUCCUGGUGCAAGAGUUGUUCGAGGUGUUGACUGGCAGUGGGAAGAUCAAGAUGGUGGAAAUGGUAGAAGAGGCAAAGUCAAUGAAAUCCAAGACUGGUCGGCAGCUAGCCCACGGUCAGCAGCUUACAUUAUUUGGGAUAAUGGUGCGAAAAACCUGUAUCGUGUUGGUUUCGAAGGAAUGGCUGAUUUGAAAGUAGUCAAUGAUGCUAAAGGUCAGUCAGUGUACAGAGACCAUCUUCCAUUAUUGGGUGAGCAAGGACCAGGUCGAACUGGCCCACAUGGUUUACAAAUUGGAGAUCAGGUUAAUGUAGACUUAGAACUAGAAAUAGUGCAGUCUCUGCAGCAUGGACACGGAGGCUGGACAGAUGGGAUGUUCGAGUGCCUGGGCACCACAGGUACCGUCGUUGGCAUUGACGAGGACCAUGACAUUGUCGUAUCUUAUCCAAGUGGCAAUCGGUGGACUUUUAAUCCAGCUGUGCUGACAAAGGUGCAGAUACCGGUCCCAGUGACCAGCUCCAGCUCAGACAAUCAAACUUUCGCUGUCGGAGAUUUGGUGCAGAUCUGCAACGAUCUAGAAAAGAUCAAGUUGCUUCAGCGUGGACACGGGGAGUGGGCUGAGGCAAUGGCUCCGACCAUGGGAAAGAUUGGCAGAGUUUUGCAACUGUAUCACGAUGGAGACUUGAAGGUUGAAGUUUGCAGCACCUGUUGGACGUACAAUCCUCAGGCAGUGACGAAGAUAGCCAGCAGCGAUGGCAGCGUCCCAGGCAACAGCAGUGGAGAGCGUUUGUCAGCGAUGCUGAAAAAAUUGUUUGAAACACACGUCUCGGGUGAUGUUAACGAGGAGUUGGUGAAGACCGCUGCCAACGGUGACGCUGCCAAGUGCGAGGAAUGCUUAAAAAGACCAGAAGCCGAUGUAAAUGGAGUAUUUGCUGGCCACACUGCUCUACAAGCCGCGAGUCAAAACGGUCAUUCAGAAGUCAUUAAAAUCCUGCUUCGUUAUAAAGCCGAUGUAGAGAUUGAGGAUAAAGAUGGCGACAGAGCAGUACAUUAUGCAGCUAUUGGCGAUGAAUCGGGCGUUAUGGCACUGUUGGCUGGUGCUGGAGCUGACCUAAACGCCAGAAAUAAAAGACGACAAACGGCCCUCCACAUGGCUGUUAAUAAGGGCCACGCGGGUGCCGUGCGCACGCUCCUCGAGUUAGGCUGCCAUCCCAGCUUACAGGACUCCGAGGGCGACACUCCGCUCCACGACGCGAUUUCUAAGAAACGGGAUGACAUUUUGGCUCUGUUGUUGGACCAUGCCGCAGACAUCACCCUCACGAACAACAAUGGCUUCAACGCGCUGCACCACGCCGCUCUCCGUGGAAACCCAAGUGCUAUGCGGGUGCUGCUGUCGAAACUUCCUCGACCCUGGCUGGUGGAUGAGAAAAAGGACGAUGGGUACACGGCUCUUCAUUUGGCCGCCUUGAACAACCACGUGGAAGUCGCGGAACAGCUGGCACGUUUCGGGAAAGCUGACCUGGAUCUGCAGAACGUCAAUCUGCAGACCGCGCUGCACCUCGCUGUCGAGCGGCAGCACACGCAGAUCGUCCGUCUGCUGGUGCGCGAAGGUGCAAACCUAAAUGUCGCGGACAAGGACGGUGACACACCUCUGCACGAGGCCCUGCGAUAUCACACGUUAUCGCAGCUGCGACAGCUGCAGGAUGUCCAGGACGUCGGACGUCUCCUGAUUUGUUUAGGGGCGCAGGGCUUAGACAAGAAGAGCAGCUCCUUCAUUGCCUGCUUCCUGGCAGCCCAUGGCGCUGACCUGGGGCUCAAGAACAAGAAAGGACAAACACCUCUUGACCUAUGCCCGGAUCCAAACCUCUGCAAAACAUUGACUACUUGCCACAAAGACAGGGAGUCGCACAGUAUUGGAACGACUCCGCCAUCAGCAACGAUCGACGAGUGUUUGGUCUGCUCAGAUGGAAAACGUGAAAUGCUUUUCAACCCCUGCGGACAUGUUGCCUGUUGCAACACUUGUGCGCCGCGGGUGAAGAAGUGUCUGAUUUGCAGGGAGAACGUUCUGACGAGAAUGAAGAUCGAAGAAUGCGUCGUGUGUUCGGAUCGCAAAGCUGGAGUAUUAUUUCGACCCUGCGGACACAUGUGUGCAUGCGAAGGCUGUGCAGCCCUUAUGAAAAAAUGCGUCCAGUGUAGAGCUCAAAUUCAACACAUGGUGCCGUUGUCCGUCUGCUGCGGGGGCGGAGGGGAUGUCACUUAUGUCAAGGGUAUCAACACUUCAGGUAAUAUAACCGAGGUGAAAAGCGAUCCUGAAGAAGAGCCAGCAACCAGCAAACAAGUGAUUGGCAGCGGAGAAUGUCUCAUAAACAACGAAAGCAUCGACAAAACUCUCAGCGAUAUAGAGAAACUUGAACAGCAAUUACAGGACAUCAAGGAACAGACCAUGUGCCCCGUUUGCCUGGACCGUUUGAAGAACAUGAUAUUCCUUUGCGGCCAUGGAACCUGUCAAAUGUGUGGCGACCAAAUGUCAGAAUGUCCAAUAUGCCGGAAAGCCGUUGACAGACGCAUACUGCUUUAUUAAGCAUAAAACGAUGAUCUUUCUAUUCAAGUUCUUUAAUGAAGAAAAAAAAAGAAAGAAAGAACAACUGAAUAUUACAUCAAACUUUAUAAGGAACUUUUUACAUUGAGCUAGCGUUUCUAAGAAAUCUAAUAAUCCCUCAGCUGCUUUUAUUUCCAACGAACAAUUCAUUUCACAAUUUCAUUUUUUCCCGCGUUGCUACUAUUAAAUUCAUCUCUCAUAUUUACUCUUCCGUCAAAGAGUUCUAUGUUCUCGAACUUUACUGUUGAACGUGUUAGCGCUUAAGAUAACGACAAUAACAUCAUAUGUGGGCUGCAAAAGGACUUAACUAUAAUAUUCGAUUAUUUUUCGGGAUUGGAAUGAUUGUGAUCAUUAAUUUUGUUAUGCUAAUUAAUUGUCAAGAGGAAAACUUCAUUGUGAAUUAAAGACGAAGCAUGGGGUUGGAAUAUCUUUGGUAUAGUAAUUGUUAUUAGCAUUAUCUUUUUUCUCCUUUUUUCUAUGAAAUUUUGUGGACGUAACGAUAAUUCGAUCAUUGUUUUGUAGAGAAUAGCGUUAAGCGAUUAGAAUGUUUGCAGUGUUUCCAUGUUCGAGUACCAAUGCUGGUGCAUAGGAUUAUGCGCACAACUAUCAUAUGAUUGCAUUUGAUUAAUCGGCACUAUACUGUGAACACUGAAAAUUAGCAAAGCUUCCACAGAAAUCUUGCUUCUCUCGCCUUUUGGGACAAGAAAAUUUGUAUUCAUCGUCCUUUCUGUUUUUUUUUACGUUCAAGUGUUUGAAUAAUUUUUUAAAUUUCGUUUUUUGGGAUCUUUUUAUCUUAAAAUCGGUUCAACAUGAAUUCCUUGUAAAUAUAUCAUGCUUAUUCUAUCUUCAGCUUAAUGUCGCUGUCCAACAUCAAUUUUACGAUAACUUAUAGGUGAUUCUUAUAAAUUUUAACAAUAACUAAGAAGAACCGUUUUUUGAUCAUUCUCAGUUUCCUUAUGUGAGACGAUUUUCUUCUAAUGUCAUAAACAUUUAUUAAAAACCAUAAAAUUGCCUAUCGUGUAAAACUUGUUGGACAGUGUAAUCACUACUGCCACAAGUUUUCCUUAAUUGAUACAAGAACAAUGGAUAGUGCCAAUUACUUUUUGUAUAAGCAAUAGAAAAUUUAGUUUAUUCUCGAAUUAAUUAUAGA